Recurvomyces mirabilis is the source of this 1500-nucleotide messenger RNA. RefSeq lists its product as uncharacterized. The transcript has 2 exons. NCBI's taxonomy places the organism in Eukaryota, Fungi, Ascomycota, Dothideomycetes, Mycosphaerellales, Teratosphaeriaceae. Bases 1 to 1500 code for a protein of 499 amino acids. The record is from RefSeq and is a predicted model, not a curated record.
AUGAGUCAAUUAGCGAAUACAGAUCCAUGCCAUGAGACACGAGCCAACCGCCGACAAUUUUCCACCAUAACGCCGGUCAACAGAUUUGGCCUGAUCCGUAUCCAGAACCAUCCGCAGCCGGUCGAACCUCACCCCAAGCGCGAGUAUAAGUUUAGCUUCUUCUUCGACGACGAUCAUGACUUCCUCAUCUUCGCCUACUCGGGAGAGCUCGACCUCUCGGAGUACACAUCGGAUUGGCUCAUCGACCAUGACCUGGACCUCCACUUUCUCCGACCGAUUCGUAACUUGGUGGAAUGCGUUUCGGGUGCGAUGUUUGAGACAUCUCGGCAUCACAUCACCUUCGCCAUACCGCCUAUGCGGCUGCGCAAACGCUCUCCACCAGCAUUGUUUGUGCGAGACGCUCAUUUCGGCUUUCGCUUUCCUCUUGGAGCUGACGACGGCGAUGUGGAACUCAGCUGUUCGAACCGAGACGAUAUCCUCACCUUAGUAAGAGAUUGGCUGGACGAUCUCGAGCUGGACCAGCAAUUCCUCAUUCCUGUACGCAACGUUGUAGAGCAAAUGAUCGAAGGGAUUGCCGAUAAUCCGCGCCAUGAAGUUGUGGUUUUGCCAAGCAUUGAUCUCUAUGACGAACCGAGACGCAUCUGGUCGCUGGCUCGGACGCAGUUGACGGGGCGUAUCGAGCACAACACACCGGACGGGCAUCAGUAUGCGCAUGAAGUGUUCUGCUCCCCGCGGCCUGCUCGCUCCACAAGCACCAUGAGACAGAUCAGCCCCGGAAUGUUUCGCGACUUCAAUACCGGCCAUUUCCGACAGUAUGUUCUCCACGCUAUGUUGAUGCAAUUCUGGGGACUUCUGCCGGCUCGAAUUGUUUGCGUCACGCUGGCGACAUGCGCGCAGAUUCUCCAUCGCUACGUUGAGGACUGCCCGUGCCACAGCGAGGACAUUGGAGAGCUUGAAGGGCUCAAAUUGACUUUGCUCAAGCAUCUCAGCCAAAUCAUCCCAUGCGAGGAUCACUUGGCUCCCGAGAAACUCCACAGCCGUAUGCGGUACCUUUUCGAGCAGCUCAGAUGCUUCCUUCAGACCACUGGUCAAUCUACCGAGCAGGUGGUGCGGUCAGCGAGAGCAGAGCAACAAGCACGGCGUGCUGCUGAAUGUGUCAUUCGAGCACUCGAUAUCACAUCUCGGAAUCACUCGUACGCAGUCGGCAGUUGGGCCUGGGAACAACUGCUUAUUCCCCUGAGUAGACCCCGACUGGGUGUCCUUGAGGCUUCAUUCAUUGGUUGGCCGGGUAAUAAUAGAAGCAACCAGGACAGUCGUCAGGGCUCAAGGGCCGAUGAGCAAGCAAUCCAUCACACUAUGGAUACGACGAGCACUGAGUCUUCACAUUGGGACGCGCUGGAGGAACAGGCUACAGGAAAUAUUGAAGACCCUUCGACUUCUCGAGCAUCCCAUGUGAUGGACGGUACGAGUGGGAAGAAACGCAAGACAGCCUUCCGUUAA